CCUCUAGCAGCCAGGAAGGCUCUCCCACCCACCACCCACCCGCUUCCAAGGGCAGAGCUGAGAUGGCUGCUGUCGGUGCGCUCUUCAGGUCUGGGCUGCGGGGCGCGAUGGCUUUACCGCAGCGGCAGCGGGCCUGGAGCUCGGGCUCUGACCAGCUGGGUGAGCUCGGCAAAGGUGCUGGAAAAGGCGGGGGAGGAGGCGGAACGAUCCGCGAGGCUGGCGGCGCGUUUGGAAAGCGGGAAGCGGCUGCGGAGGAACGCUAUUUCAAGGAGAAAGAGAGAGAGCAGUUGGCAAAUCUGAAAAGAUAUCAUGAAGAGGAAAUAAGUCACCAUAAGAAAGAAAUAGAGCGUCUGCAGAAAGAAAUUGAACGUCAUAAGUCCAAGAUCAAAAAGCUUGAUGAUGAUUAAGUAGCUGUUGUUACUGAUGUGGUGGGUAUCUGGCAUUGUUUUGAAAAUGGUGCCUGUGAAUACUCAGGAUUUUGUUCUUACCAUAGUGUGAAAUAAAUAAUUCACUCUA
Messenger RNA from Python bivittatus (Burmese python), 516 nucleotides. It is a transcript of the gene ATP5IF1, whose product is annotated as ATP synthase inhibitory factor subunit 1. The record is from RefSeq and is a predicted model, not a curated record. Gene Ontology annotation, biological process: negative regulation of ATP-dependent activity. NCBI's taxonomy places the organism in Eukaryota, Metazoa, Chordata, Lepidosauria, Squamata, Pythonidae. Gene Ontology annotation, cellular component: mitochondrion. Gene Ontology annotation, molecular function: ATPase inhibitor activity.